Procambarus clarkii (red swamp crayfish) is the source of this 4992-nucleotide messenger RNA. It is a transcript of the gene Rrp5, whose product is annotated as Ribosomal RNA Processing 5. NCBI's taxonomy places the organism in Eukaryota, Metazoa, Arthropoda, Malacostraca, Decapoda, Cambaridae. The record is from RefSeq and is a predicted model, not a curated record. Gene Ontology annotation, cellular component: nucleus; nucleolus; small-subunit processome. Gene Ontology annotation, molecular function: protein binding; RNA binding. Gene Ontology annotation, biological process: rRNA processing.
AUUUUAUGUUCGUAGUGAGGACAACACUGGCCAGCCGGGCACGUGUGGCAGCGGUCGUCCAGCAGCAUGACACUGUCUGAAGGAAAACGCAAAGAACGAGAUCUUUUCUCGGUCAAGGCAAAGGUUGACCCAAGCAAAACCAAUAAAAAGAGGAAAAAGCAGAAUAAGAUUGGUGAAGCUGUAAAGAAAAGACAGAAAACUGAUAAUUUUUCUACAGUUGAUAUACAACCUUUAACUUAUGAGACAUUGGUAGAAGGGCAAGUUAUCCUGGGUCGUGUGUCUCAAGUUCACGAGUAUACUUUGCAUAUCAGUCUUCCUCAUAAGCUGAGAGGCACUGUCACCAUUGCUCGCAUAUCUAAUGCUUACAAUAUCCUCCUUACAAAGGUAAAAGAAAAUGAAGAUGACUGUGAAGAGACAGUCCACACAUUGCAGGAGCUCUUCAAGCCGGGCCAAUAUGUAGUUACCCGAGUAGUAUCUGUUGAAAAUGUUAAUAACAAAUUCAAAGUCAACCUGUCACUGGCACCCCAGGAAGUCAACUCUGGCAUCUCAACAUCACAUCUCCGAAUUGGCUACGUUUUACCAUGUGCCGUGUCCAGUGUUGAAGACAAUGGAUAUGUUAUGGACAUGGGCAUUCCGAAUGUUAGAGGAGCUUUUUUGAGGAACACAGCAACUGAUGGGUCAGGAAUUGUUGGUGUGGGUAGUGUUGUUCGGUGCGUCAUAACCAAGAUAAUGAGAAGUGAAGAUGAAAGCAAUAUGCGGUUCAAACUGAGUGCUGAGGCCAAAGCUGUCAGUAAUGCCACUCUUGACAUUACUGAUACAAUAAACCUGUCACUCCUGCUUCCUGGCACUGCAGUUGUCACCUCUAUAUCAAAGAUUGAGAAGGAAGGCCUGUACCUUAUUGCAGCAGGUUGUGAUGGUGUAGUACAUCGUCUGCAUCUGGAGCAGCCUUUAGAUCGUCUGAAACAGUAUAAGAUGGCCCAGAAGGUCAGGGCAAGAGUCCUGUACAUUGCACCACUUACUAAGGUGGUGCACUUCACACUACAAAAGGAAACAUGCAAUGCAAUCCCAGAAACUGAUCCUUUACAUGGCAUUAAAAUUGGAGACACGAUCAAGAAUGCAGAGAUUUAUGAAUCAAAUCGAAGUGGAAUAUAUGUGAAGAUUGGGGAACAAUGUAGAGGAUUUUGCUCGGGGAAUCGUUUGACUGAUAAAGAAAAGCCACCAGAGCAUGUGGCUCGAGAUUUCCCAGUUGAAUCCAGACAAAUAUGUCGUGUUAUCCAGUAUGAUUAUAUGGACCAGCUGUUCAUUGUGUCGCUGCGAAAAUCUGUCUUGGAGCAACAGUUUGUUAAAUAUAGUGAAAUUCAAGUAGGCGGAGUCCUGAAGGCUACUAUCAAAGGCUAUAAUGCACAUGGUGCACAGGUUGCUGUGAGCAAACUUGUCACUGGCUUCGUCCCGUUCCUACACCUCACAGACACGCAUAUGAAGAACCCAGAAAAAAAAUUUCCAGUUGGUGAAACGGUUAAGGCUCGAGUAGUCAAGGUCAAUCCAGAGAGGCAAUAUUUACUUCUCACCUGCAAGAAGUAUUUGGUGGAAUCUAAGGAAUCCAUUGUGACAGAGUAUACCAAGGAUGCUGAAAAUAUGAUAACAGAAGGAUGUAUUGUGAAAGUUACUUCUGCCGGCUUGCUAAUUGCAAUGUAUAAUGAUGUGAAAGGAUUUGCUCCCAAGUCGUGUCUCAGCACUGAACCUAUUGAAAAUGUUGAGAAACUAUUUUCCGAGGGUCAAGUGGUGAAGUGUAGGAUUUUAACGGUUGCUCCAGAAAAUAAAAAAAUUACUUUAAGUUUGAUUAUUGAUGGAAAUAAUCCUUUUGGCAAAAAGAAAGGGAAACAGAUGAAGUUAGUUAGUCAAGUACAGAUGCGAGAGAAAGUAAACUGCAUUGUAAAGGAGAUAAAAGAGGACAGCAUCAAAGUUAACUUACAACCAAAAGGAAUUGAAGCUGAAAUUCCUGUUAACCAUCUGUCUGAUGACACCAAUAAGAGCAGGCUGAUAAAAGAACUUUUGCAUGAAGGAGAUGAAAUCCAUAAUGCUGUUGUAUUCAAGAAAGAUGUUACUACCAUUACUUUAACUCUUAAGUAUUCUGUUUAUCAUUGGGUUUGUGCUGGUGGUGGAUCUCACUCAAAUUCUGAGUUUUUAAUAAAUAAUAGUUACCCAGCUGCUAUACUCGAAGUUCGAACUUACGGGUUGAUGACAUCUAUUCCUGUUGGUAAUCAUGGUCGUAGCGUUCUUAUACAUGCAACGAACUUGACAGACUCGAGCAAGUGGCUUGACUGUACUAACCUGGGAAUAUCAGUUGGGCAGAGUAUAUCAGUUGUUCACAAAGGUGAAGACAGGAAUGGUCGCCCAAUCUUAUCCUCUUCCUUGAAAACUAAUUUAAAGAAUGUUACUCAAUCAAGCAUUCAGUUACUCCAUAGUUAUCUCAGAGAUGAGGACAUGAUUAUAAAUAGAUGGUCAGUAAGUUGUGGCACAAAGGGUCUACUGGCAAAGUUUAAAACUGGAGACAAAAUUAAAGCCAGAGUAACCGCAAUCACUCCUCUCGGUCUUGUUGUAACAGUGAACCAAGGUAAAGUAAUUGGAAUUUUGUCCCAAGAUCAUCAAGAUAUUAAUACCAAUACUGAAGUGGGCCAGGAAAUACUGGUUUGUGUUCUUCGGAUUAAUCAGGAGGAAGAAUGCUUGGAGCUGACAGCAAGAUCAGACAUUCUUAAGUGUCUUCAUGUGAGGGAAACUAAUAAAAUCAAAGUUGAAAUGAAAGCUAAGUGUGAAGUUCUACUUGCUAGAAAGAAUUUCAUCCUGGUUAUGUUGAAGACCCGUUGUGUGGGAAGGGUUGCUUACAUGCCCUCUCUCAGACAUACAAAUGAUUUUAAGGGACGGCAUUCUUUUUAUACCGUUGGUAAGAAUUAUCGCGUGGUGAUCAAAUAUAUUGAUGGCCCUCAUAUUUUAGGAGUUUUGAACCAUCAUGAUAAGAAAGAAGAUUUGAACAUACUCUCAGAGCGACCAAGUGUCAUUUUUAACACCAGCACUGAUGCUCUAGUUGAGAAAGUUGAACACAUGGAAGUCGAAUCUGGCAAUUUAGAAGAAAUGGCUUUAUGUAAAAUACAGAGAAUUAGAACAGUUUCACAGUGUUCCACAGAUAGUAUUGAGAGCAUAACGAGUGGCAGUAACAGUAAAGAUAAAGAUGCAGUAACAGUAAAGAUUAUAAACAAAGAAAAGUUAAAAAAGUUAAUAACUGACAGUGCCCCUCAGUAUGAUGAAGAGACAUUAAAUGAAAAUCAGAAAAAAAGAAGAUUAGAAAAAAGACAUUUACGAUUGUUGGAGAAAAAGAAAAAAGUUGAAGAUGGUGUGGAGGAAAUUAAUGAAACUAUUGACAUAGAAGAGGCCAAUGGAGUGACUUCACCUGACACUAGCUGUGCAUUAGAAGACCCAUGUAAUAAGGAAAAUAUCCAGGAUGAAAGUAUUGCUAAAAAGGCAAAGAGAAAACAAUUGAAGAAAGAUAAAAAAGCGAGUAAGAAGGCUCGGAAGACACAGGCAAAGGUUGACUUGACAGAGGAUUCCUGCCUUGCAUUGGGCACUGGUUUUGUAUGGGAGGUCCCAGACACUGCUGGUGAUAUGGGAAAAGAGUGUUCGGAGAGUGAAGAUGAAGUGGACGUUAAAGGAAAGAAAACAAAAAAGCUAACAAAAGCAGAGCAACAAAUACUGGCAAGACAGGAGGAGAAGCUUUUGCAUGAGUUGGAGCUGGCUCGGCUGGAGAAGGACCGGUUACCCGAGUCUGCUCUGGACUAUGAAGAACUCCUACAGCGUAGUCCCAACUCUUCAGCUUUGUGGAUUCAGUUUAUUAGCUUUCAUCUAGAGAGUGUAGAAAUUGACAAAGCAAAGGCAGUGGCUCAUCGUGCUCUUCAAGUUAUUGAUAUUCGUGAAGAAGAAGAACGUCUCAAUAUAUGGACAGUGUUGUUACGACUUGAAGUUUCUUAUGGCACUCCAGAAUCUGUUGCCGAGACUUACCGUGAAGCACUGGCCACCAAUGACCAAUUAAAAGUGCACAUGGCUAUGGCUAUGGUAUAUGCUGAGAGCAAUAAAUUAAAGGAAGCAGAAAAAGUGUAUUUCAUAAUGACUAAGAAGUUUAGUCAGAAUCGUGAUGUUUGGAUCAAGGCAGGAAUUUUCUUCUUUAGCAAUAGUAUGGCAGAUGAAGGAAGACGUUACAUGGAUAGAGCUCUUCUUUCUCUGGAUAAAAGUGAUCAUGUAGAAUUGAUUAAUCGCUUUGGUCAACUUGAGUUCCGUUUUGGUGAGGCUGAACGAGGCAGAACUAUUUUUGAAAGUCUUCUUAGUAAUUAUCCAAAGCGCAUUGAUAUUUGGAGUGUGUACGUUGAUAUCUUGGCAAAAAAGGAAGAUAUUGAAGGAGCAAGGCACGUGUUGGAGCGUAUGACAGGACUAAAGCUGAGACUUCGUAAAAUGCGUUCUAUCUUCAAGAAGUUCUUGGACUUUGAAAAGGAACAUGGAAGUCCUCAGAGUGUAGAGGCUGUUAGGAAGAGAGUUGAGGAGUUUGUGACCUCAGCACUCCAUCAAGACGUUUAGUUGGUGACCUCUAAUUGUGUGUGUAUUGAGUGACAAGUAAAUAGAAACAAUGAAAUCUAUACAAACGACGUACACAGAUAUGUAUGUGGUGAAUAAAGAGCUUAAUAUAACCAGAUACAGUUUGAAAGUAUAAGAACAAUUGAGAAAGAACUGGAAUAUGAUGAUACUAGCAGUUUUAGGAAUAGUGGUGAUAUUUUAGUAGUGGGGUAGAGUGAGAUCCAGCUCCUAGUGCUCCACCUUCUUGACAUAGGCGCCUGACAGCUGGGUGGACAGCGCUUCGGAUUCGUAGUCCUGAGGUUCCGGGUUCGAUCCCCGGUGGAGGCAGAGACAAAUGGGCAAAAUGUUUCUUUUACCCUGAUGCUCCUGUUACCU